AUGGCAGACCGCCUCCCACCAGUCAAGCGCGAGGACCUCACCUCAACCGAACAACCCUCCUUCGACAGUCUCGCCUCCCUCGCAGGCAACCUCUUCGGCUCCCCGGAGAGUAGCCCCUUCAUCUACAAACGCCCCGACGGCGCCUUCGUCGGGCCCUUCCCGCUCUUCCUCGCGGCCCCCGAAGCCGGCGAGCACACCAUGGCGCAUUUCGGCAAACUCGCCACGAUCCCGGGACUCCCUGCGGAUGCAAAGGAAGUCGCUAUCCUGACUGUUGGGGCGCAUUACCAAGCUGCGUACGAGUUGUAUGCGCAUACUAAUGUUGCGAUCAAGAAAGUUGGGAUGGAGAGGGGGCUGGUGGAGGCUGUGGCGAGGGGCGAGAAGCCGGAGGGGAUGAAUGAGGGGUGUGAGGUUGCUUUUGAGACGGCGAGGUAUUUGGUUGCGAAGCCGGGGCCGUUGCCGGGGGAGAUGUGGGAGAGAGGAGGGUUGAUGGAUUCGAGACGAGGCUCAGAGGAACGAGAAUUCUUCCAUGUCAUCAAGAUUCUUCUCCAAUGA
Saxophila tyrrhenica is the source of this 552-nucleotide messenger RNA. RefSeq lists its product as uncharacterized. The transcript has 2 exons. The record is from RefSeq and is a predicted model, not a curated record. Bases 1 to 552 code for a protein of 183 amino acids. NCBI's taxonomy places the organism in Eukaryota, Fungi, Ascomycota, Dothideomycetes, Mycosphaerellales, Extremaceae.